Messenger RNA from Rhea pennata, 1884 nucleotides. RefSeq names its product enolase 4 (gene ENO4). Gene Ontology annotation, molecular function: phosphopyruvate hydratase activity; magnesium ion binding. The transcript has 14 exons. Bases 1 to 1884 code for a protein of 627 amino acids. The record is from RefSeq and is a predicted model, not a curated record. Lineage: Eukaryota; Metazoa; Chordata; Aves; Rheiformes; Rheidae. Gene Ontology annotation, biological process: glycolytic process. Gene Ontology annotation, cellular component: phosphopyruvate hydratase complex.
AUGGAGCCCGAGAGCCGGAGGCGGCAGCUCCAGAGGCUGGGGCGGGAGGCGGCCGAGUACUACCGAAGCCGUCAAGUCCCCCAGCGGCUGGAAGAAGCUCUCAACUCCCUCUUCCUCCUGCGCCCCGCAGACCUCUACGGGGACUUGGCUAACUACUUUUCUAAAUUUUCAAAAGCUCCAGUAAUAUGCAAAUUAGUUGGAAGAAAAGUCCUUGAUGGAGUUGGUCGACCAACGUUAGAAGUGGAAAUAUACUGUAUAAUUAAAAAUCAUGAGAAGAGGAUUUGUUCCACUAUAAUCUCUUCUCAUUCUCAUAUACUUGAAAAUACUUUAUCUGGAGCAACUGAGGCUGAUGAGAAAGAAAGAAAUGACUCUGUUAACACUGCUGUGGAAUGGGUGAAUGAGUCACUGAACACAAUGCUAAGAGACUUGAAGCCCACUGACCAGUGUGUAGUUGAUAAGAUACUUGGUGAAUAUUUUACCAAAAAAGCAGAAGAAAAAAAAGAAAUUCAGAAGAAAGAUGAAGAAGAAGCCACUCUUUCCCUUCCUUCAUGUAUUCCAUCAGCAACUGCACUAUCUGAGGGGAAAAAAGCAGCAACAAUAGGGAAGAAAGUGUCAAGUACAGAGAGAACAAUCCCACCUGCAGAACCCGUUGAAUCAGAGUUCUGUGGCAGCUUAGCCAUUGGGGGAACAUCACUUGCUGUAGCAAAGUCUGGUGCCAUUAUUAGCCGUAUCCCGUUAUAUUUGCAUAUUGCACUGCUGAAAAAUAAUCAGGAUACACCUAAGGAAAUGACUGUGCCACUGCCAAUGGUUAGUCUUUUGAACUGUGGGAAAUUUUCACCUGGAAAACUGAAACUAAUGAAGGAAGUUAUGCUUAUACCACCAGUUCAGUUAUCACUCAAACAGAGUAUAGAAAGGGUUCUGGAUAUUCAGAGAGAAAUGAUGAGGCUCUUGGAGCCUACAUGCAAAGCGCCCAGUCCUCAACUAGCAGACAGGAAGAAAGGCAGUGCACGUAGCACAGGAAAGAAAGUUCUGCCACCAGCCAUAAAAAGAGUUUCACACUUAGGCUGCCUAAUAACAGGAUGUGAUAAUCUAGAACAACCUCUACUCCUGGUGCAAACAGCUUGCAGCAACAUAGGUCUGGAGCUAGGAACAGACAUUUAUUUAGCAAUAAAUUGUGCUGCUCAUGAAUUGAUAGAUUAUCUUAAAGGAAAAUAUGAAAUACUCACUGGAGCAUUCAAAAGUCCUGAUGAAAUGGUUGAUAUGUAUGUGGAACUGAUUAACAGAUUUCCUUCUAUAAUUGCAUUAGUAGAUCCCUUCAGAAAAGAGGACAGACAGCAGUGGAAUAACAUAUGUUGUGCUCUGGGUUCCAAAUGUUACCUGAUUGCUGAAGAUGCAGCCACAAGUAUUUCCAAACUUACAACAGAUCAAGACAUGAAUCUACCAAAAUGCAGUGGCAUUGUCCUCAAAUAUAUUAAUCAAACCAAAGUAUCAGAUCUCAUAGAACUUACUGGACUUCUAGAUGGUCAAAGACAUAUUACCAUAUUAGGAAGUCCAGAUGGCGAAUCUUCUGAUGAUAGCCUUGUGGAUCUGGCUGUUGGACUGGGUGCCAAGUUUGUCAAGUUGGGAGGUCUUUCCCGUGGAGAAAGAGUGACCAAAUACAACCGCCUUCUUGCUAUAGAAGAAGAACUGGCCAAGAAUAGAACGCUACGGUUUGAAGCAAGCUUUGAAUUUAUUGAUUUUGCUGAAGAAACACAGCCAGAACAACUUUCUGAUGUACUCCCUUCCCCGGCAAAGCAGGAUUUAUUGCCUCCAUUGUCCUCUCAGCCAGUCCUGCAGGUUCAGAACCUGACUACGCAGCUUGCACAGGACAGCACAUUGACUUAA